AUGAAUGUCGAUACCAGCCUCCGCCUAGCCCUCCGCCAAAUUACUACGCAGGGCCUCCUCCGCAAGUGCCCCAGCCAGCUGCGACCUAUGGAUAUCCUCAAGGGCCGGCUUAUCCACCACAAGGCCCACCACCACAGUCGAUGCAAUAUCCAGCCCCGAUGGCGGCUCAACAAGUCUCCCCAGGACGUAUACAGCAGAGUAACCAAGCGUCAGGAGAAGAGGAAUGUUGCACAGGCCUUCUUUCGGCCUUUGCAUGUUGUUGCUGUCUCGAUCUGCUGUUGUGAUUGGUAUGCUUCUUUCGGGAGGGAAUAUAGCGGGGGUUACUGUGAACAGCUCAACUUACCGAAUGGGCGAAUUGGUCACUUUUGUAUAUUACGACCCCCGUUCGCUCUGCUGGCCAAGAAAAAUCGAGAUACAUUUGCACCUGAUUCUACGAAUAUAGCAAACAACCUUGAAUGGUUAUAUGACGUACUGCUUAACAUCAUCUGCCCGGGGAAGAAAUCCGAAUGGUCGUACGAUGUACAGAUCGGCUGA
Molecule: messenger RNA, 534 nt
Organism: Aspergillus piperis CBS 112811
Lineage: Eukaryota; Fungi; Ascomycota; Eurotiomycetes; Eurotiales; Aspergillaceae
Exons: 4
Coding region: 1-534 (177 amino acids)
Source: RefSeq, a predicted model, not a curated record